GUUGAACUUCCGGGUCGUUGUUUUACGAACGGUCACUGCCAUUAACCUGCCUCCCGCAACUGUAAAAGAGAAAACGGCGACGAAAGAAAAUGCACACGUCUGCGGUAAACGUCGCCCUGUUCUUUUUCGUGCAGGUUUUGUUGACGCUGACGUGUUUUCAGGACGCAGUGGACGCAUCCGGCAGCAGAGGUUUCGGAGAUAACAUUCACUGGAGGACAUUGGAUGACGGGAAGAAAGAAGCCGAGGCCAGUGGGCUGCCUAUCAUGGUCAUCAUCCACAAAACGUGGUGCGGAGCCUGUAAAGCACUGAAGCCCAAAUUCGCUGAGUCCAAGGACAUUUCCGAACUUGCACAUAACUUUAUAAUGGUCAACCUGGAGGAUGAGGAGGAGCCAAAAGACGAAGCCUUUAGUCCUGACGGUGGCUACAUUCCUCGGAUUCUUUUCCUUGACCCCAGUGGCAAAGUCCAUCCAGAAAUCACCAACAAGAACGGGAAUCCAAACUACAAGUAUUUCUAUAGCAACGCUGAACAGGUCGUGUCUGGUAUGAAGGAGGCGCAGGGAAAGCUAACGGGCGACGCCUUCAAGCAGACGCACUCAGCCGACGAGCUGUGACCCCGCGGUGACUCAAGUCAGGCUGUUAGGGCUAACAAUCUUCUUCAAUCUGAGCCUGGGCGUCGGAGCAGCCAGCCACGAGACCUCACCCUCCACCUCCCCCUCUGUUCAAUAUUCAUACUCAUACUAUAGACGGUGGACUCCCAUCACAUCCAGCACUUUUUUUUUCCGCUUCUACUUUAUUUCGUCUGAUUAUUUUUACUCUGUAUUCAACAGGGUGUACUGUAAAAUAGGCCAAGAUUACUGCAGUUUUUGACACUAUGGGGAAACUUCACAUCUUUACGCUAACUUUGUACCACCUUCAGUAAACACGACAAUCUGCUACGACAGUGGCGUCGUAUUUGCCAAGGACACAGAUGGCGAUGUGCUUCCAAAGAUUCUCUUGGGUACCAUCUGUAAAUACAGUACUACAGUAGUCGACAGUACUUCAACGACCUUCACCUGUGUAUCUGUGUUUGUUUAGCUGCAUGUGAUGUAACACUGAUAUGUUUAUUUUUUAUUUAUCAACCAGCCUCGUUUGAAUAAGCAAAGGGAAAGGUUGGUUCAAGUGGUUCAACAUUUCAGUGUAUUUUAUACAUGUACACAACCCAGUGUGUGCAAAUAAAGUGAAUAGUAUUGAGUAAAUGUGGUGUGUAUUCAUUUUGUACUAGAAAAAAAAAACGCAGCUCCAGUCCUGAUUUUUAGUUGGUUUACAAAACAAUCAAUCAUUUUCUACCAUUCAAAUCCAAGGUUCCCAAUCACUGGGUCCUGGACCAGUACUGGCCUUUGGGCUUUAUGUCACUGGUCUGAAUAGGUUAAUUAAAAAAACUACAGAUCAGUGUGUACAUUCACUAAAAGCAAAAAUGACAGCGUUAACAUAACUAUAUCAAAUUUUAUUGUCUACCCAACAAGACUGAUCCCUUAUGGUUGGUCCAACGGUGAGAACCUGCCGUUAAACAUCAGUAGACGACACUUGAAUCAAGUCACUUUUUAAAUCCAGUUACAUACAGUGAUUUUACACAGUGCUGUUACAUAAACAUGAGUGCUUUCAUUUAAGACACUGGAUUUGUAACCGUUCCUGUUCUGGAUUCUCCUUCCUGUGGAGCCAAGUCUUAGUGUAGAAAAUAUGAUUUUUGUUUUUAAAAAGAUAUAAUAAAUUAGAGAAAGAAUAAAACCACAUGUGCUUCUCUAAAUAUGAAUAAAUCAUAAAAACUGCAUUUAAGAAGAGGAACAAGAGGAGUCACAUUUGAUAAAAGGAUAAAAAAAAAAAAGAUCUAGUUAUUGCUCAGUCUCUGAUGUUUGCACCGGGAAGGAUGAGAAAAAAAAAAUCAAAAAGUAAUGUUAGGAAUGUGAGCGAAG
Cynoglossus semilaevis (tongue sole) is the source of this 1949-nucleotide messenger RNA. It is a transcript of the gene txndc12, whose product is annotated as thioredoxin domain containing 12 (endoplasmic reticulum). Lineage: Eukaryota; Metazoa; Chordata; Actinopteri; Pleuronectiformes; Cynoglossidae. The coding region runs from base 90 to 611 and encodes 173 amino acids. Gene Ontology annotation, cellular component: endoplasmic reticulum. The record is from RefSeq and is a predicted model, not a curated record. The transcript has 7 exons.